Messenger RNA from Musca domestica (house fly), 1352 nucleotides. Its product is annotated as E3 SUMO-protein ligase ZBED1-like. The transcript is spliced from 2 exons. NCBI's taxonomy places the organism in Eukaryota, Metazoa, Arthropoda, Insecta, Diptera, Muscidae. Gene Ontology annotation, molecular function: protein dimerization activity. The coding region runs from base 28 to 1191 and encodes 387 amino acids. The record is from RefSeq and is a predicted model, not a curated record.
ACUAAUCACAACGCAGAAAAUAUAUCAAUGUCUAUGCGCGCCGUGUUAGAAGAGUGGAGUCUAAUGGAGAAAGUGGUGGCAGUUGUCAGCGAUAAUGCUAGCAGUAUGUUGAAAGCGUGCGAAUUGCUUCAAAAACGAAAUCUGCCAUGCUUUGCACACACUAUUAACUUUGUGGUGCAAGAUUGUUUAGCGCAAGAUUAUGUUAAAACUACUUUAGGGAAAUGUAAGAAAAUUGUGAGCUAUUUUAAGAGCAGCACAAUUUCCUACGAAAAGUUUAAAGCGGACCAAGGAAGAGAUAUGCCCCACAGCCUAAAACAGGAGGUACCGACCCGCUGGAACAGUGCUCUCAGAAUGGUGGAGAGCAUUCUCUUAACAAAUAAUUCUAUUUCAAAUGUACUGCUAAUGACACCAAAGGCACCGCUACCUUUAACGGCAGACGAUAUAGAAUUUUUGCAGGACCUUAAACAAUUGCUUAUACCAUUUGAUGCCGCUACAGUCCAAACAUCGUCAAGUGCAGCUGUUACUAUUUCCCUAGUAGUUCCUCUAACAUGUGGUCUUUUUAAAUCUCUUGAUGAGUUAAAAAGUACUAUGAAGACUUCAGAAGGCCAUCAAGCUUGUAUAUUUCUGCUUGAAAGAAUAAAGAAAAGACUAUUUCCUUACGAGGAGCGUACAGUUACAAGACUCGGAACAUUAUUAGACCCUCGGUUCAAGAAGGAAGGUUUUCUUUUCCCAAGCAAUGCAGAUGGAGGAACACAAUUUUUACAAAACGAGUUGAGUGGUAUGAACAAAAACAACACCAUGGAACAAGAUAAUUUAGAACCAUCAUGUUCUAAAAAUAUUCAUCAAAGUUCGCAGCCACCGCUUUUAAAAUUCGUAGGAAAUAAAAUUGCCUCUAAAGUAAGAUCACAUCAAGUAAACGCCAUCAUUUCUCUUAGGCAAUAUUUUGAAAAUGAAAAUGCAGCAUUAGAAAUAGAUCCAUUACAAUACUGGAAGAAUUGUUCUGGCCAAAUGUCACUCACAAAGUCAUGUGCCUUACGCUAUUUAUGCGUACCAGCAACUUCGACAGAGGCUGAGCGAAUGUUUAGCAAAACCGGAGCCAUAAUUUCGGAAAGAAGAUCGAGCUUAAAGCCAAAAAAUGUUGAUAUGCUGCUCUUUGUUAACAAAAAUUGUUGGGUCAGUAAAGAAUUAUAAGAAGUAAGGUUUUUAAACAAAUAAUACCUUUUUCAAGGUAAUUUUCAUAAUAAUUUUAAAUUUAAAUUAAUUUGAUUAAAUAUUUUUAUAAAAUAAGAUCUGAAUGUAUCUGUAAUAAUGAAUUUCAAAUAUUUUUUGUUUUUAUGUUUAGUUGUUUUAUU